AGCCCGACAGUUCUUUCACAGUUUCAACAUCAGCAACAUACUGCGUUUUAGUUCGCGGUUUUGAGCAUUUCUUAUUUUUAUUUAUAUUGGCGUAGCGAAUUGUUGUGAGGUUAGAGAUCAUUAAAGAUGAAGCACAAAUAUGGGCUUGCUUUUUUACUAACUUGGCUGCCAGUGAUACUGACCAUAAGAAUACCUCCCAAUCCCUGCCCUGAUUUAUUUCGGUACUACAAAGAUCCACAAGGAAGAAUAUACGGAGAAGUACAACUGCCAUACGACAGAGCCACGUUGUUAGUGUUUAGUGUAAAUGCAUCUUUCUUGGGAAAUUUUAACCAACCGAAACUUAGACUGGAAAGAGUAACUGAACUAAAUGAACUUAACGAUGGUACGUCGACCGUUAUAUACAACAUAUUUUUCCCAUUUACGAACGUUAUUCCUAAAAUUACUGGAAUCACAUAUAACGAUAGAUUGUACUGUAGUGGUCCUGCUGAACCAGUAAUACCAGGAGCACCCGGAAUAACUAAUAUUUGGUCCCAAAUCAGCUUCAAAUUUUCACGACAAAAAUAUGGAUUCUACAAACCAGAAACUCAACCAGAUACUUCAGAUGACGAUAUUCCUAUUAAAAGGCCAAAUGAAAAACCAACGGUACAUCAACCACUACCAACACCAACUCCACCUAAAGUCACGCCAAUAACGCCUAAGAUUCCACAACGACAGCCUGACGUAUGGGUGACACCUACUCGGGACACCGAAAUACCAAUCAAACGACCUACCGUUCCUAACCCUACUGAGAGUGAUCCGGAUGUUGAUCAGAAACUUAUCGACUCAAUCUUUACCACAGCACCAUUUACCAGCCCAUCUCCACCGGCAACAUUUACAUCACCAUCGUUCAAUAGCGAUUUCGUAUGCGGGGUGGCUAGUAACGAACAAAAGAAAAACGAGUUAGUACCCUUUAUAUUAGGUGCCACUAACACUGAGAUUGGACAAUACCCUUGGCUCGUCGCUUUCUUCUGGAAGAGGGGAUCCAAGUACGACUACAAAUGCUCCGCAACAUUGGUUUCAGAUAGACAUGUCCUCACCGCUGCACGCUGCGUUCAGUACUAUAAAUUUCAAGUAGUAAAAACCGAAGAAAUUUUCUUAGUAAUGGGUACCAAUAACUUAGACAACUGGAACAGUAAUGGAGCCGUCACCAGAAAAGCUAGGCGAGUUGAUGUGCAUCCGUCUUUUAUGGAAAAUUCCAAAUCUGCUCAUGGGGAUAUCGCUGUUAUUUCAUUGGAUCGUCCAGUACAAUUUUCCAAUGUCCUUAGUCCAGUUUGUCUAUGGAAGGGCAACACAGAUCUCUAUCCGCUGACCAAUAAAAUGGGAGUAAUAGCAGGUUUCGGUCAAGACGAGAACUCUCCCCAAGAAGGUUUGACGCAUGUUUUAAGAGCAAAACGAGCAGACAUGCCCAUUGUCGCUCAAAGCGAAUGCUUGACAAGUCCUCUAGGAUUCAAGGAGGUUACGUCUGAUAGAACGUUCUGCACAAAAAGUGGUGAACAACUCACAGGUCCCUGUACAGGAGACACUGGUGCAGGAUUCUUCAUAUCCAUGGACGGAGCAUACUAUUUAAGAGGUAUAGCAUCGGCCAUUCCAGUUAAAGACGGAGUAUGUGAUUUGUCAAACAGAUACUCAGUGUUUUGUGACGUAGCCAAAUUCUCGGACUGGAUAAAAUCCCACAUGACGUAAAUAAGUGUAGUUUGGAUAAACUGUGAUCUAUAUAAUACUUUGAACAUUUAUUAUUUACUUUUACAUUUAUUGUUUGAGUUUUUGCCUGGUUUUUUUGUAAGAAAUGAGGUUCUAAGUAAGAAAUGAAAUAAUAGAACAUGUCAUGAAUUUAGGAGUUCUUAUGAAAUACUUCUAUGUAAAUAUUGCAUUAUUUUGCAUCAUAUGUGAGGAGGAACUGAAUUUUUUUUUAAAUUAUGUUAGUAAAUAUUAACCGGCUUAAAUGCAACUAGGACUACAAUAGAAUAUCUAUAAAAUAAUUUUAGUGGAACAUAAGUUUUGAGAAAUAAUAUAAAAACCAUUAAUAAAAUUAUUUGAAUUCGUUACACUGUUUUAUUUUUACUUAAAUACAAAUUAUAUUAUAAUAUCAAAAGGUGGACUGUUUCUUCUAUGCGGAGUGUCUGAACUUCGCUGGCAG
This is a messenger RNA of Diabrotica balteata, 2176 nucleotides long. The record is from the annotation of a GenBank genome assembly. NCBI's taxonomy places the organism in Eukaryota, Metazoa, Arthropoda, Insecta, Coleoptera, Chrysomelidae.